AUGUCAUCAGAUACGGUGCAGUCAUAUCGCACACCAGUCAGAGAUGAAGAAGCAGAAUCUCAAAGGAAGGCCAGGUCUCGCCAGGCCAGGCAGACACGCAGAUCAACACAGGUAAACCUGUACAGUACUUGUGCCAUCAUAAGACCUAUUAAGUCCUCGUUGGGGGUGACUCUGGCCGAAUUGAAGGCGGCUCAGAUGACCUCCAGCCUGUCACCUCUGGAUAGACAGACAGAGAUUGGUGGCAGUUUGUCUGAGAAGCUGUAUUUGAGGAGAGGGGCUCCAGAAAACAGAGAAGGCCUGCUUAGCCUGGCUCUGCCAAAGCAGUCAGAGGAGCAACAUCCAACAUGGAGCUGGGACAUCAGUGAGCUGAGGAACCAUGGAGCAGGACUGGAGGCCCAGACAGAGUCUCCUACAGAAGACCUCAUGUCUCCUUCUGCCAGUGCUUCCACUACGUCUCCACAUCCCUCCAACCUCACUAACCGCUUCUCCCCCAGAGAUAAUGAACGGAGAGAUGAAAACUUUAAUCCCAUUGAAGACUCCUGCAAACCUCUCCUCGCAACACAAGCUCCACACUGCCUUCACGUGGUUGGUUCUGUUUACAACACUGCAGAGCCCCCAGUUCUGGCUGCCUGCUCACAACCCCCUCCCCCCCACUACCCAUUCUUAUCCUCGUCCACAUCAGUGGACAGCUUUAGCCCUGAGCCCCAGAGCCCAGAGUGGAGGCCGUACACAGCAGAGCCUCUGGCACUGUGCCAGACAGCACUGCCAGAGCUUGAGUGA
This is a messenger RNA of Hypomesus transpacificus, 780 nucleotides long. RefSeq names its product protein phosphatase 1 regulatory subunit 12B-like. The record is from RefSeq and is a predicted model, not a curated record. The coding region runs from base 1 to 780 and encodes 259 amino acids. The transcript is spliced from 6 exons. Lineage: Eukaryota; Metazoa; Chordata; Actinopteri; Osmeriformes; Osmeridae.